AUGCGGGCAGCACCAGCGUACCACCAGCAGAUGACGGAGGACAGCGCGCAUGGAAUCGUGCAGCAGAUACCUAUGCCCGAUGAGAGACCUGCGUACGACGAAGCGGACCCUCCGCUCUUCAAGCGCCUCAAGGAGCGCAUGGUUCUCAGCGAACUGGUCAGGAUUUCCAUCGCCCGCACCGAGGACCUUGCGCUCGUGGACAGGCUCUCGGAGCAGCCGCAGGACAGCAGCGCCCCCCCGCAGCCCUCCGCCGGCCCCGCUCUGGCCCCCGCAGCACGGAAGCGCGCUCUCACGGAAUGCAAGUACCGCGAGGAGCACCGCGUCGCCCGCGAAGCGCGGCUGCUCGAGGAGAUCGCCAUCAUGGAGCUCGACUCCUUCGCAGACAAGGAGACCAAGGCCCUCGCGGAGGACCUCAUGUCCGAAAUCGACAACAUGGCGCCCGUCCGCCGCGGGUACUCGCUCGCGCGAUCACCCGGGCGCCGCUCCCCCGUCAACGCGGGCGGGGCCGAAGCGGCGCGCGUCUCGACCGUGGCGUCCCUCGGCAGCUCGCCGUCCAAGCGGGCCAGCGCCGUCGCCUCGCCGCAGCGGCAGCCCGCGCGCCCCGUCAGCGCGCGCCCGACCCCGGCGCCGUCCGCCGCGCCGACACAGGCCACGCUGGUCGGCAAGCCGCGGUCGUCUCGCGGGCCGCGGGUGCUCGGCGGGCCCGCGGCGGCCCCGAGCAGGGGCGCGACGCCCAGCAGCCCGUACCUCGCGAAGCCCGCGCCGCGCGCGGCGCCGCAGAACCCCCCCCGGGGGAUGUCCGCGAAAAGGGCCCCUGCGCGCGAGGACCGCCCGCGCCCGGCGUCCGCGGUCUCGAAGUUCUCGAGGCAGAGCACGGUCGCGUCGUCCGCGGGCCGCGAGCGGCGGUCCUCGCUCUCGCGCGGCGGCCGCGAGCGGCGCACCUCGAUCACGCAAGCGGGGCCGCGCGGGCCGACGAUACCGCACGCGCUGAUCCCGGCGAAGCCCGCGCCGGGCGCCCGCGCGACCGCCGCGUCCACGGCGGCGCCGGGGACCGUCCUCGAGAGCAUCCUGCACGUCGGCGCGCGGCUGCGCCAGAACCUGUCGACGCUGCGGGACGACGACGGAACGGACCUGGCGCGCGAGGCGGUGUCCUCGCACGUCGGGAACGCGCAGGAUCUCUUCCGCGAGGCGCUGGCGGGCGCGUUUGCGCGCGUCGACGGCGGCGGCGGCGACGCGGAGCCCCCGCAGAGCCCGGACAGGCGGCGGGUGCGACAGAUGGCGCAGUGGCACCUCGGGGCGACGCGGGGCGACGAGUUCCGCGCGGAGGAGCUGCGCAUCGGGCACUUCGCGCGCGUGAUUCAGCGCCACGCGCGCGUGUGGCUCCGCGGCCAGCGGCGGAAGCGCGCGGAGGAGGCGCUGUUGCAGCGGCACCGGGAAAACGCGGCCCGGUGCAUACAGCGCGCGUGGCGGGCGCACCAGUCGCGCCAGAUACGGCACGCGCUGCGGAUCCAGCACCUGGCGAAGUCGAUCGCCGCGCGGCGGAUCCAGAAGGCCGUGCGGCGCAUGCUGCGCCGCCUGCACAUGGGCCGCCUCGCUGCCGAGCCCACGCGCGCGGAGCGCAUCGAGGUCGAGAACCACUGGCUCUGGAUGAAGGAGGUCGCCGUGUUCGCCGCGCGCUGGAACCAGCUCGAGCCCGUGCGCAGCCGCGCCGCGCUGCGCGUGCAGUCCUUCUGGCGUGGCGAGACCGCGCGCCGCGUGGCGUCGAGGCGCGCGCACGCCGUACACGUCAUACAGCGCUGGGCGCGCGGAUGGCUCGUGCGGCGCUGGGGCCCGCUCCCCGUCCCGAUGCCCGCCGUGCACAAGGCCCUGCAGAGGCGACAUGCAGGCUUCGGCGCCGCCGCGCCCGGUCCGAGCCUGGGCCGGCGGUCGUCGAUCCCGAUCCGGAAGUCGCUCGCCAUGGGGCUCGCGAGCGCGGGGCCGUCGAUCGCGAACCUGCGGCCGGUGCUUCCGGGCGACGCCACCACGGAGGACACCUUGAGUGGCACACGGGCUAGCAUGAGGGUGAGCGAGUCGGAGCAGGGGACCGUCGGUCCGCAGGCGGGGCCUGGGCAGCGCACGGCCGCGCCGCAGGGGGUGCUCCGCGCGCGGCGGCGGCGCGCGUCGUACGCGGCGGGCAUGGAGCGGGCGCGCCACCUGCGCCUGGGGCGGCUACUGCCGGACCCCGUGGCGGAGUACAAGGACGCGUUCCGGCUGCGGCGGCGCAAGGAGAUCACGCGGCGGUACGAGGCGACGCGCGCGGAGCUCGCGCGGUCGUGGGCGACCCAGGUGGAGCUGUCGGAGGGUUACCUGGCGCACGAGAAGGAGGUGGAGCGGGCGCGGGCGUACGCGGACCGGCAGGCGACGCUGCUGCAGCGGCAGUGGGCGGAGUACUACGAGGUCGUGGCGCGCGAGGCGCUGGAGGGUCCGCUCCCGCGCGGGUGGAUUCCGCAGGUGGACCCGAAGACGGGGGGGUGUUGUAUGUCAACGUCCGGGAGGGGGAGAUGCGGCCGUCGCACCCGAACCUGA
Messenger RNA from Pedinophyceae sp. YPF-701, 2565 nucleotides. NCBI's taxonomy places the organism in Eukaryota, Viridiplantae, Chlorophyta, Pedinophyceae. The record is from the annotation of a GenBank genome assembly.